UGGCAGUAACCACUCCGGCCCUCCGCUCUGCUUCGCUUCCACUCUACUCCUCCACUGCGCUGCUCAGCUGCUCGGCUCGGCUCCCUCGAGCGCGCAGGGCGGCGCGGCGGCGCGAUGCCGAGCUCACGGCGGACCACCGGCCGCGGCGGCGCAGGUGGAGGCGGCGCGGGGGCGGGUGAUGCAGGAGGGGCCGACGCCGGGGACGUGCCGCCGUUCAUGGGCAACAACCGCGACCACAACCCGCGGGAGCUGCGCUCCUGGGCGCGCCGCACGGGCUUCCACUCCUCCGCCUUCUUCUCGGGGGAGUCCAACUCCUCAGCCGCGGCACCGCCGCCUCCGCCGGCCACCUCGCGCCGGCCGGCGCCGGAGCGGCGGCGGGACCCGCACCCUGACACGCAGGACGACCUCGAGCCCGCGCCCCCGCUGGACCUGGAGCGCGGGCCCGCGCCCGGGCGCGGACGCGGCGGUGGGCACGGGGGGCGCCCGCGCCGCCGCAUCGACCUACGCGGCGAGCUCGAGAUCCCGCCGGGCUUCGGCCACGAGGAGGCGGACCCGGACGCGGGGAGGGGAGGAGGCGGGCGCGGUGACGCGCGGAGGAAGAAUGGCGGCGUCGAGAGGGAUCAGGCGGCGCCCAAUGCGGGCCGGAAUGGGAACGGCGCGCUCGCGGACGCCGAGGCGCGGAAGAAGGCGGAGGAGGCCGAGGCCGAGGCCAAGCGGAAGGCGGAAGAGGCCGAGGCAAGGAGGAAGAAGGAGGAGGAGGAAAGGGACGCCGAGCUGGCCGCGUAUUACCAGGAGCAAUGGGCGAACGAGGAGGAGGAGGGGGCAGCUGCGGAAGCUACCGCGGCCGAGACGGCGCCACUGUAUGGGGCGUCGGGACUCCGGUGCGGCGUCACCGAGAACCCCGGGUGGGCACCCCUUGUAUUUUAUGGCAUACAACAUUAUCUGUCAAUAGCUGGUUCACUUGUUUUUGUUCCUUUGAUACUGGUACCAACAAUGGGCGGAUCUGAUGAGGACACUGCAACAAUCAUUUCCACCAUGUUAUUAGUCUCUGGUCUCACUACAAUACUUCAUACUUUUUUGGGUUCUCGGCUUCCACUGGUUCAAGGAAGCUCUUUUGUAUAUUUGGCUCCAGCGUUGGUAAUUGCGAACUCCGAGGAGUUUAGAAAUCUUAGUGACAAUAAAUUCAAGCACAUAAUGAGAGAAUUACAGGGGGCUAUACUUAUUGGUUCAGUAUUCCAGAUAUUGUUAGGAUAUACUGGUCUUAUGUCACUGUUUCUGAGGCUAAUAAAUCCAGUUGUUGUGGCACCAACAAUUGCUGCAGUGGGUUUGGCGUUUUUCAGUUAUGGUUUCCCUCAGGCUGGCAGUUGUGUAGAAAUCAGCCUGCCCCUCAUUCUGUUGGUUCUGCUGUGCACUCUGUACAUGAGAAAAAUAUCCCUGUUUGGCAACCGUAUUUUCCUUGUAUAUGCGGUGCCCCUCAGUGUCGCAAUUGUAUGGGCAUAUGCAUUCUUCCUAACUGCUGGUGGAGCAUAUAACUUCAAAGGCUGCAGUUCAAAUAUACCUAGUUCAAACAUACUGUUGGAUUCAUGCAGAAGGCAUUUAGAAACCAUGAAGCGCUGUCGCACUGAUGUUUCUACUGCAUGGAAAACUGCUGCCUGGGUGAGGGUUCCCUAUCCGUUCCAAUGGGGCCCUCCUACAUUCCAUUUCAAGACGGGUAUCAUCAUGAUAGUAGUCUCGCUAGUUGCUUCAGUUGAUUCGCUUUCAUCAUACCAUGCUGCAUCGCUGCUAGUAAAUUUAAGUCCACCAACACGGGGAGUUGUCAGCAGAGGGAUUGGGCUUGAAGGGAUUUCAACUUUCAUUGCUGGAGUGUGGGGUACAGGUACCGGAUCAACAACAUUAACGGAGAACAUACACACCCUUGAAACAACCAAAAUGGCCAACCGGAGGGCUUUGCAGCUUGGGGCUGCCUUGUUAGUCAUCUUCUCAUUCUUUGGUAAAAUCGGAGCUCUCCUUGCCUCUAUACCUGUUGCCUUGGCUGCCUCCGUUCUGUGUUUCACUUGGGCACUAAUCGUCGCACUCGGCUUAUCCACAUUGCGAUACACCCAAGCAGCAAGCUCCAGGAACAUGAUAAUAGUUGGGUUUACCCUCUUCAUCUCACUGUCAAUCCCUGCAUAUUUUCAGCAGUAUGAACCCAGCUCCACUCUUGUCCUGCCAAGCUAUCUUCUUCCAUAUGCGGCAGCAUCCAGCGGACCAGUCCGCACAGCCAGCAGUGGGGUGAGCUCUCUCCCUUCCUCUCGUCUAGCUGGAAAAUCUCCCCCUCGAAUUACUGCUCUAACAGUACAAAUCGCCUUGCAGCUGAACUAUGCAGCAAAUGCACUCCUAUCCAUCAACGUCGUGGUGGCUCUCCUUGUGGCGCUACUACUCGACAACACGGUGCCUGGCAGCAGGCAGGAGCGAGGGGUGUACAUCUGGUCAGACCCAAAGUCCCUGGAGGUGGAUCCUGCGACCUUGGAACCCUACCGGUUGCCCGAGAAGAUCUCGUGCUGGUUCAAGUGGGCCAAGUGCGUUGGCAUCUAAUGGCUAUGUGCAUAUUACUGAUGAGAUGCAAGGCGGUGAAGAUUCUAUUUAUUCCAUUGCUACCACUCUAUUGUAGGAUUCACUAUAUGGAAAAAUAUAUAUAUACGGAGUACAUUGGGGCCUCUCUAGCUGCGGUUAGCUUCAGGGCCCUGUUUUCCAUGGUUAGGUUAGGACAACCCUUGUAAAGUUUCUAUGUUCUAUUAGAGAGGAAAUGUUAUUGCACUUCAUCGUUUAUGUUAGAGCGGAUAUGAUAUUAUUGCGUCU
This is a messenger RNA of Panicum virgatum (switchgrass), 2838 nucleotides long. RefSeq names its product nucleobase-ascorbate transporter 11-like. NCBI's taxonomy places the organism in Eukaryota, Viridiplantae, Streptophyta, Magnoliopsida, Poales, Poaceae. Gene Ontology annotation, biological process: transmembrane transport. Gene Ontology annotation, cellular component: plasma membrane. The transcript is spliced from 9 exons. The record is from RefSeq and is a predicted model, not a curated record. Bases 115 to 2574 code for a protein of 819 amino acids. Gene Ontology annotation, molecular function: transmembrane transporter activity.